AUGGAGCCCUUUCAAGUGCGCCUCAACUGCGUGGAUCACUACCAAGCAAACCCAUCUGAACUCGACCCCCCUCUACCAUACAAGAAUGAGGCUUCCAAAAAGGAUGACAGGCACAAAGUGCCCGUAAUUCGAAUAUUCGGGGCUACAGAGACCGGUCAAAAGGUUUGCGUCCAUGUACAUGGUGCCUUUCCAUAUCUAUAUGUCGAACAUGAAGGCCCUUUGAAUCCGGAAGAAGUGAGAUCUGCGGCGCGUACUCUGCACCUUUCUAUUGACCAUGCCCUGGCUGUCAGCUAUCGGCGUAAUGCCUAUGAUAAGAAGAUCGCUUUCGUGGCCCACAUCACGUUGGUCAAAGGCGUUCCGUUCUAUGGAUAUCACGUUGGAUAUCGAUUUUUCUUCAAAAUAUACUUGCUCAACCCACUUUACAUGACAAGACUGGCCGAUCUCUUGCUCCAAGGGGCUGUGAUGAAGCGUCCACUGCAGCCAUACGAAAGUCACAUGCAGUAUAUUCCACAAUGGAUGUGUGACUAUAACUUGUAUGGUUGUACUUAUAUGAAGUGUAGCAAGGUCAAGUUUCGCUCUCCAAUUCCGGAGUAUCUAGAACUCACUGAUCUGUCUCAUCGGUGGCAUGAUCGAUCUAUACUGCCUGAUUCCAUGCCAGAUGACUCAACUCUUCCAAAACAAAGCCACUGCCAGCUGGAAGCAGAUGUUUGUGUGCAGGAUAUCCUGAAUCGAGUGGACAUAAGGGAACGAUCCACGCACCAUGACUUCAUGGAGUUGUUAAAGCCGGUUUCUUCUAGCGAGCGCCUUGUUCCUAGCAUGGCUGGCUUGUGGCAAGAUGAAACAAGAAGGCGGAAGAAACGGCAAGGGGUAACUGAACCCGGAAGCAGUCCCUUUGGCCCUGAGGAUCUGAUCUCUAUGUCUGCUGAUCCACGAAACGAUGCCAAGGGAGGUUGGAUCCAUGAAGAGGAGUAUCGUCAGAUGGCACUCGAGACUGUCGCCGAGGAAAAGAGCAAAAGUAAUCGCAAGGAUAUGACAUUUGAUAACUACCCAGAAAAAACUCCCUUCCAAGAAACUAUCAAGACAUCUUUGGAGAGCGUCGAAGAUCUCUUCCCAGAUAAACCUGAACAACCCAGAUUCGAAAUACGUGGGCCUCAAUUCGAAGGCGAACCGAGUGAUGCAGAAGUACAAGUCAACGAAAAUGCAGCUUUAUCCUCUCAGGCAGGUGGUGAACUUUAUGAUCCAGAUGAUGAUUAUGGCAAUUUCUUUUCUGGGGCCGAUGAAGAGGAACCUAGUGAUCCAACGGAUAAUGAUCCUGGGGAUGGACUCUUUGACAUGAGCUUUCACAGCUCUCCUAAACCGAAUGCCAAUGAGCACGACGAUAUCAUCCGAGCAAAUAGCUUUAAAAACCACCCAGGGCAUGAAUCGGAUGAUACUCAUAAGCCCGAUGACCGUCUACCAAUUGAAGAUGGCAUCAGCAAAAGCCGAGAGACCGAAUCAAAAACUGCGACUCGACCUCUUAAGCGACGCCAGAGUGAAACAUUAAAUGAAGAAUAUCAUAGGAAAAAGUCAAAGUACGGUGGUGAAAGCCACACUAGUCGCUCACAGGGCUAUUUGCAUCCUUCAUCUGCUGCUGAGUAUGGAAAUGCGCAGAUUGAAAGCAAAGACAACGCUGAAAUUAUUAAGGCCCGAGUUGAAAGUCAAUCUUCUCAAACGAGUCUUCCAUCUUCCCAAGCAACUAUCCGCCCCAAAGUCGACGGAAAAAAUAGCAGGCUUAAUUUUCCUGUCGUGAAGGACCCUAAUGAUCCUAUGACCAUCUUACGAUUCAGUCAAGACGGUGGCCACUCUUCCAAGGUUACACCUGACGCUCCUGAAAUGACCAGCUCUCUCGCUUCUAAACCCAUCGACCAGCCUUCAAGCGAUACAAAGGGAGCCGAUAGUAUUUUACAAUUACAGUCUUUCUCUACGGAUUUCGGGUCACCUAUCCCUGAUACGCACUUGUCUGAAUUGGCACCUGCGAUUUACGGAUCAUUCAAUAUACCUUCAAACAGACGGGUAUGUUGCCUGCGAGCUCCUUGCCCACCUCCUAGCGAUAUCUCUACAACCUUAAACACCUAUGGCUAUCCGCCUGUAAUCUACCAAAAAGCCUAUUAUAGCGAUGAAAAGGAUGUCCCCGAUAGGCCACGACAAUAUGCGGGCCGGGAAUUCCGGCUGGAAGGCAACACCAUCCAUUAUCUCCCCGACUUUGAUCCGACAGGGCAAUCGCCUGCAAUUCUUGGCGAGGAUACUGUUGCAUCUUUUGAUCGUGAUCGCCAAGAGCAACUUGACCAGCAACUGAGAGAGGCAACUACUUCUAGAGUGUGGGAGUUUGCCCCUGUACCACCAAGCCGCUCAGAAGUCGUGGAAUGGUUUGAGAAUUGGAAAUUGGAGCUACAAAAUCAGAGCGAGAAACCAAAAGAACGUCUCCCCCAAACUGAUACGAAGCCCAACGUUCUAUCCCAAAUCGAGGGUCCCACGCAGAAGAACGAUUAUGGCUUCAAAUACUCACAAAUGAAAUCCACCAGUGUUGAACAACAGGCCCAGCACAUGAGUAUUAUGAGCUUAGAGGUCCAUGUGAACACGCGUGGAAUAUUAUCGCCAAAUCCAGAGGAGGAUGAAAUCUCCAGCGUUUUUUGGUGCAUCCAGUCGCAAGCCGAGGAUCUUGAGUGCAAUAGUCAUAUACCCGGUGUGCAUGUGGGAAUUAUAUUCCAAGGAGAGGGCGACAGGCCAGAGGGUAAAAUCGCUAAGGCUUUGACUGUUGACUUAGAGCAUGAGCCAACGGAGCUUGAUUUGAUGAACCGUGUGGUGGAUCUUGUCAGGUUUCACGACCCAGAUAUUAUCACUGGUUAUGAGGUCCACAACAGCUCUUGGGGUUACUUGAUUGAAAGGGCUCGGAAAAUUUACGAUUUCGACCUGUGUGAUGAAUUAUCGAGGGUGAAAUCGCAAGCACAUGGACGAUUUGGCAAAGAUUCUGAUCGCUGGGGUUUUAACCAUACGUCUUCCAUCCGAGUGACAGGUCGACACAUGAUCAACAUUUGGCGAGCUAUGAGAGGCGAGCUGAACUUGUUGCAAUACACCAUGGAAAAUGUCGUUUUUCAUCUAUUGCAUCGGAGGAUACCUCAUUAUUCAUUCCGGGACCUCACUGCGUGGCAUCAGAGCGGGAAACCUCGUAAUCUAAUGAAAGUGGUCGGUUACUAUGUGUCUCGUGUGCAAAUGAACCUCGAAAUACUCGAAGCGAACGAGCUGGUUCCGCGAACUAGUGAACAAGCGAGGCUACUCGGGAUCGAUUUCUUCUCUGUUUUCUCCCGAGGAUCUCAAUUCAAAGUUGAAUCUUUGAUGUUUCGAAUCGCAAAGCCUGAGAACUUUCUUUUGGUUUCCCCAAGUAAGAAACAGGUAGGCCAGCAAAAUGCCCUUGAAUGUCUCCCAUUGGUUAUGGAGCCGCAGAGCGACUUUUACACAAGUCCUCUCCUUGUUUUGGAUUUUCAAUCACUAUAUCCCAGUGUGAUGAUAGCAUACAACUACUGCUAUUCCACGUUUCUUGGAAGGGCAGCAAGCUGGCGGGGCCGAAAUAAAAUGGGCUUUAUGGAUUACGAGAGAGAACCGGGAUUGUUAGGGUUGCUCAAAGACAAGAUCAACAUUGCGCCUAAUGGCAUGAUGUAUGCAAAACCGGAAGUACGGAAAUCGUUGCUUGCAAGAAUGCUCACGGAGAUACUGGAAACUCGUGUGAUGGUGAAGACUGGCAUGAAAAUGGACAAGGAUGACAAGGCUCUACAACGUCUUCUUAACAACCGGCAACUUGCUCUGAAAUUGAUUGCAAAUGUGACCUAUGGCUACACGUCUGCUUCGUUCUCGGGUCGGAUGCCCUGCUCGGAGAUAGCGGAUAGUAUUGUCCAAACAGGGAGAGAAACACUCGAAAAGGCCAUUGCCUUUAUCCAUUCCGUCGAAAGAUGGGGUGCUGAGGUAGUGUACGGCGACACCGACAGUCUUUUUGUGUAUCUCAAAGGGCGAACACGGGACGAGGCCUUUGACAUUGGCGAAGAGAUUGCAAAAGCCGUCACUGAUAUGAACCCCCGUCCUGUGAAGCUCAAAUUUGAAAAGGUCUACCAUCCAUGUGUACUUCUAGCAAAGAAACGAUAUGUCGGCUUUAAGUACGAGCACAGGGAUCAGAAAGAACCAGAAUUCGACGCCAAGGGCAUAGAAACAGUUCGACGGGAUGGUACGCCAGCGGAGCAAAAGAUCGAAGAGAAGGCUCUCAAGAUACUCUUCCGGACGUCUGAUCUGAGUCUGGUUAAGAGUUACUUCCAGAAACAAUGCUCGAAGAUCUUACAAGGAACCGUCUCAAUCCAAGAUUUUUGCUUCGCAAGGGAAGUACGGCUCGGCACCUACAGUGAACGGGGCUUGCCUCCCCCAGGAGCAUUAAUCAGCACCAAGAAAAUGCUCGAGGAUCCUCGAUUAGAGCCCCAAUACGGAGAGCGUGUGCCAUACGUGGUGGUAACCGGUGCUCCCGGGUCAAGACUUGUCGACCGCUGCGUGCCCCCCGAAGUCCUUCUCCACGACGCUCAACUGGAACUCGAUGCCGAAUACUAUAUCACCAAGAACAUUAUCCCGCCCCUGGAACGGAUCUUCAACCUCGUCGGUGCCAACGUCCGCCAGUGGUACGAGGAAAUGCCCAAAUUCCAACGAAUCCGCCGCAUCGAAGGAACCGCCCCUUUCGCAGGAAAAGAAGCUAAAAAGACCCUCGAAUCAUACAUGAAGUCUUCCGCGUGUGUUAUUUGCAAGGCCAAACUCGACGACACCGAUGUCCCGGUUUGCACGGGGUGCAUGCAGCAACCGCAUAUUUCUUUGCUCAACCUAGUUUCGCGCCAGCAGCAGGCUGAGAAGCCGGUCAACGAUUUUCAAAACAUCUGUCGCUCUUGUAUGGGUGUGCCCUUUGGCGAAGAAGUGAAUUGCGAUAGCAAAGAUUGUCCUAUUUUCUACUCCCGCACUAGGCACAUGGCGAAUUGGAGACAUACCAAGGCUGUUUUGGACCCUGUUGUUCAAUUUCUCCAGGACCACAGCGAGAGUGCACUAGAUUGGUAA
Messenger RNA from Aspergillus wentii DTO 134E9, 5115 nucleotides. RefSeq names its product DNA-directed DNA polymerase zeta catalytic subunit REV3. The transcript has 2 exons. Gene Ontology annotation, biological process: double-strand break repair via homologous recombination; error-prone translesion synthesis. Gene Ontology annotation, cellular component: nucleus; zeta DNA polymerase complex. The record is from RefSeq and is a predicted model, not a curated record. The coding region runs from base 1 to 5115 and encodes 1704 amino acids. NCBI's taxonomy places the organism in Eukaryota, Fungi, Ascomycota, Eurotiomycetes, Eurotiales, Aspergillaceae. Gene Ontology annotation, molecular function: DNA binding; nucleotide binding; DNA-directed DNA polymerase activity.